AUGCCACAAAAUUCACUCGACAAACAAUCACAUCACCAUCAUCAGCAGCAACAGCAGCAGUUUCAUCAUCAAUCAUCUGUUCCACAAGAUAUCAACAAGUUCGAGCGUCCUCAUAGUCGACGCCAUCAAGUUCGUCAUUAUGGCUUAAGCUUGUUAGCGUUACCAGUGCUAGCCAUUAUCUUGUUAGCCCAAUGUUCCCCAUCUUCGGCCUUAGUUGUUCCCAAUGAAUUACCCUCUAUCUUGUCGCUAGUUUAUUCAAAUAUACCGCCCAUCAAAAAAGGCACAGAUUCACGUCUCGGAUUUGGUUUUAGACUUGGCAAUCAUGCUGAUUUCCAAGUUAUGGUUGAAUUGGGUCCACAAAAAGAAACACGCCCCAUUGGUGAUCAGGAUAGUGGAUCAUCUUUCAAUAAACGACAGGUGAACAGGCAGCAACAACGUGCUGUACAAAGAGAUGCCAUAAGGGCAGAACAACAAUCACAAGUGACUAAAACCACUGAAACUCAAACAACAAAUUCCUGGCUAGAAAAAUGGGCCAGUCAAGUAAAUGAUGCCAAAACGGCUAAAAAGCAAGCUGCACCCAAAGCGAAGCCAUACAAAAAACCCAUUGCAACCAAACCUGCCCAAGCUGUACCCUCAAUGCCUCAACAAAUGAAAACACAAGCCCAGGCCAUUCAACAGUUACAAAUGCUGUAUAAAAUGGCCACCUCAACAACAGACGAAGACUUGACGCCAACCACUAGCAGUACAACUGUGGCCCCCAAUGCCCCUAUACAAAAUCUCCAGGAACGUUUAAAACUUUACAAACCUCCGGCAAAUUUAGAAGAAUUACAAAUUUUAAUGCAAAAAUCCCAGGCUCAAACAAAAGCGGAAGUCACCAAAGAACUGAUGGAUGUCAAUUUGGAUGAGUGA
Messenger RNA from Musca vetustissima, 909 nucleotides. RefSeq lists its product as uncharacterized. Lineage: Eukaryota; Metazoa; Arthropoda; Insecta; Diptera; Muscidae. Bases 1 to 909 code for a protein of 302 amino acids. The record is from RefSeq and is a predicted model, not a curated record. The transcript has 3 exons.